This is a messenger RNA of Daucus carota subsp. sativus, 1635 nucleotides long. RefSeq names its product probable aquaporin NIP5-1. Lineage: Eukaryota; Viridiplantae; Streptophyta; Magnoliopsida; Apiales; Apiaceae. Gene Ontology annotation, biological process: transmembrane transport. Gene Ontology annotation, molecular function: channel activity. The coding region runs from base 351 to 1259 and encodes 302 amino acids. The transcript has 4 exons. The record is from RefSeq and is a predicted model, not a curated record. Gene Ontology annotation, cellular component: membrane.
AUCUCUGAUAAUUUCUUUUUUUUAUCAUGUAAUUAUUAAUCUUCCCUCUCCUUAACAAACCUCUUAAAAGAAGAACAAAAAAUUAUGUAUCUUUAAUCUUUAUUUGUACGGUAAGAUAGGAACAAUUCGUGUCUUUUUAUUUUUCUAGUUCGAAACUGGAAAUUUCCAAUAUAUCACGUUACUAUUUAUAUUCAUAUAAGUUGUCGAAAUCCAUAUAUACCAUCUUUCCUUCUAACCAAGAUAGGAAGUUUGUCCACGCAAAAAUAUUCUACACAUUUUGUACACAAAAAAUAGAACUAGUACGUGGCUUUUGAUUUUCACAGAAGACAGAACUAGCGAAAAAGUGAAGAAUGGCUGAGACUGAGGUUGGAGCACAGACAAUGCCAGGGACUCCUGGAACGCCAGGGACCCCGGGAGGGCCGUUGUUCACGGCCCUCCAACUGGACUCCCUCACUUAUGAGCGGAGUGAUCGGAAAACGGUGCCCGGGUGCAUGUGUUUUCCGGUUGAUGCACCUGCAUGGAGUGCACCUCAGACUUGCUUCAGUACUGCUGUCUCAGUCCCUUAUGUUUCUCUCACGCGGAAGCUUGGAGCAGAGUUCAUCGGAACAUUUAUCCUAAUAUUUGUGGCAACAGCAGGGCCUAUAGUGAAUCAAAAGUACAAUGGCGCGGAGACGCUUAUAGGCAAUGCAGCUUGCGCUGGCCUCGCGGUUAUGGUUGUUAUUCUCUCCACUGGGCAUAUUUCUGGAGCUCAUCUUAACCCCUCACUCACCAUUGCCUUUGCGGCUCUACGCCAUUUUCCAUGGGUUCAUGUCCCUGCUUACAUUGCGGCUCAAGUUUCAGGUUCCAUCUGUGCUUCUUUCGCUCUUAAAGGCGUAUUUCAUCCGUUCAUGUCUGGCGGUGUUACUGUCCCUUCCAUUGGUAAUGGCCAGGCAUUCGCCCUCGAGUUUCUCAUUACUUUCAAUCUCCUCUUUGUGGUCACUGCUGUCGCCACAGAUACUCGUGCAGUGGGAGAGUUAGCAGGGAUUGCUGUUGGAGCUGUUGUUAUGGUUAACAUUCUUAUUGCAGGACCAUCGAGUGGUGGCUCGAUGAAUCCUGUUCGUACACUUGGACCAGCAGUUGCAGCAGGAAACUACGACGGACUCUGGAUCUACAUGGUGGCACCCACGCUGGGUGCACUGACAGGGGCAGGCAUUUACACAUCAGUGAAGCUCCACGAAGACGAGGCACCCUUGGGAUCCAGGAGGAGCUUCCGUCGCUGAGCAAACGACAGCAAUGAUUAUACAGAAGAAAUUCACCAGCAUUGAUGUCAAUGAGAUGAAAGAAUGUGUGUUUGAGAAUUAAAGUGGAAGGCACAAACAUCUGACUUUAAGUCCCACUCCAAAAAGCUUUGUAACAUGUUCAGAGUUCCUAACAUCUGCUUUGGUGUUGAAUGGAUUGGAUAUCUUCUGGUGCUUGAUUGUACUGCUGUAAUAAUAGUGUGUGCUUAUAGAAAGUCUGGUGGCCAUAUGUUAUCUGUUAUAGCUCUGUAGUCUUAUUUAGCAUGUUAUGAUUCGUCAUGAGAAUAUUAUGUAUGAGCCAACUUUUCAUUUGGGACAAGUAUUUUUAGUGGAAAGAUAAAUGAUGUUCCCUCCUUAA